AUGCUAUGCUUUAUGUACACGGGAAGUUCGCCGAGUGUCGAUCAAAUGGCUCAACAUCUCAUUGCAGCCGCUGACAAAUAUCAUUUGGAUCGCUUGAAAGUGAUGUGUGAGCAGGCGUUAUGUGCAGCGUUAACGGCCGAAAAUGCCUGUGUGACAUUGGUACUGGCUGACCUUUACUCGGCCGAACAACUUCGAACACACGCCAUCAACUAUAUCAAUGUAAAUGCUACAGAGGUGAUGAAUUCGGAAGGUUGGAAAGAUCUGGUAAAGGAGCACCCGACGCUAUUGGCCGAGGUGUUCAAGGCGCUCGCCACCCAGCAGACACCACCAGUGGUUUUGGCCGCCCCACCAAAGAAACGGAUCAAGCACUGUCCGUACUGA
Messenger RNA from Cooperia oncophora, 381 nucleotides. The record is from the annotation of a GenBank genome assembly. NCBI's taxonomy places the organism in Eukaryota, Metazoa, Nematoda, Chromadorea, Rhabditida, Trichostrongylidae.